This is a messenger RNA of Acanthoscelides obtectus, 291 nucleotides long. The record is from the annotation of a GenBank genome assembly. NCBI's taxonomy places the organism in Eukaryota, Metazoa, Arthropoda, Insecta, Coleoptera, Chrysomelidae.
AUGAUAGGGAGAAUCGUUACAUUGCUCUGUUUGCCCGAAGGAAUAGAUUUACAACAAGUACAGCUAUCAAAUCACAUAUUCAAUAUACCUAUCGAAGAGUUAUUUCCACUUCUACCAUCAGAAGAAGAUUGCGAAUGGCAAAUUUGCGCCCUAGAACACCUUUACGGGUUCCACGUCUUACUCGUAGACAAGUUGCUGCUCGUCUCCAGUGGCCUAGAGAAUAUCAGGAGUGGCUUUUACCACAGAGGCGAAAUGUGGUAUUUACAGAUGAGGUUAGGUUUGGACUGGUGA